Molecule: messenger RNA, 3173 nt
Organism: Peromyscus californicus insignis
Lineage: Eukaryota; Metazoa; Chordata; Mammalia; Rodentia; Cricetidae
Gene: Tars1
Product: threonyl-tRNA synthetase 1
Exons: 19
Coding region: 107-2275 (722 amino acids)
Biological process (GO): threonyl-tRNA aminoacylation
Cellular component (GO): cytoplasm
Molecular function (GO): threonine-tRNA ligase activity; ATP binding
Source: RefSeq, a predicted model, not a curated record
AUAGUCCACGUGGCGCACGCGCAGUGCAGAAUUGCCGGUCCUCUCGGCGGGCUUAGGGUCUUCUCUCCCGUGGCGCUCUCGGGUUUUGUCUCUCAGCCGUCCUUCCAUGUCGGAGGAGAAGGCCAGCAGCCCUUCGGGGAAGAUGGACGGCGAGAAGCCGGUGGAUGCCAGUGAGGAGAAGCGAAAGGAAGGAGGCAAGAAGAAGAGCAAAGAUGGAGGUGGAGAUGGAGGUCGAGCGGAGUUGAAUCCUUGGCCUGAAUAUAUUAACACACGCCUUGAUAUGUAUAAUAAGCUAAAAGCAGAGCAUGAUUCUAUCCUAGCUGAAAAGGCAGCAAAAGAUAGCAAGCCAAUUAAAGUCACUCUGCCCGAUGGCAAACAGAUGGAUGCAGAGUCCUGGAAAACCACACCGUAUCAGAUUGCAUGUGAAAUCAGUCAAGGCCUGGCUGACAACACUGUUAUCGCUAAAGUGAACGAAGCGGUCUGGGACCUGGACCGCCCGCUGGAGACAGACUGCACUUUGCAGCUUCUCAAGUUUGAGGAUGAGGAGGCACAGGCGGUAUAUUGGCACUCCAGUGCCCACAUAAUGGGUGAGGCCAUGGAAAGAGUCUAUGGUGGAUGUUUAUGUUACGGCCCACCAAUAGAAAAUGGGUUCUAUUAUGAUAUGUACCUCGAAGAAGGGGGUGUGUCCAGCAAUGAUUUCUCUUCCCUGGAAACUUUGUGUAAGAAGAUCAUUAAAGAGAAACAACCUUUUGAAAGAUUGGAAGUGAAAAAGGAAACGUUACUAGAAAUGUUUAAGUACAACAAGUUCAAGUGCCGGAUACUGAAUGAAAAAGUAAACACUCCGACCACGACUGUCUAUAGAUGUGGCCCUUUGAUAGACCUCUGCCGCGGUCCUCAUGUCAGACACACUGGCAAGAUUAAGACUUUAAAAAUCCACAAGAAUUCCUCCACAUACUGGGAAGGCAAGGCAGACAUGGAAACCCUCCAGAGGAUUUACGGCAUUUCAUUCCCCGACCCCAAACUGCUGAAAGAGUGGGAGAAGUUCCAAGAGGAAGCCAAAAACCGAGAUCAUAGGAAAAUUGGGAGGGACCAAGAGCUAUAUUUCUUCCAUGAACUCAGCCCUGGAAGUUGCUUUUUCCUGCCCAAAGGAGCCUACAUUUAUAAUACCCUUAUGGAGUUUAUCAGGAGUGAGUACAGGAAAAGAGGAUUCCAGGAGGUCGUCACUCCAAACAUCUUCAACAGCCGGCUCUGGAUGACCUCUGGCCACUGGCAGCACUACAGUGAGAACAUGUUCUCCUUUGAGGUGGAGAAGGAGCAGUUCGCCCUGAAGCCCAUGAACUGCCCAGGACACUGCCUCAUGUUCGAUCAUCGGCCACGGUCCUGGCGAGAGCUGCCUCUGCGGUUGGCCGAUUUUGGUGUGCUUCAUAGGAAUGAGCUCUCGGGGGCUCUUACAGGACUCACGCGGGUCCGAAGAUUCCAGCAGGAUGAUGCACACAUUUUUUGUGCCAUGGAGCAGAUCGAGGAUGAAAUCAAAGGUUGUUUGGAUUUUCUUCGCACAGUAUAUAAUGUCUUUGGAUUUUCAUUUAAAUUGAAUCUUUCUACUCGCCCAGAAAAAUUCCUUGGAGAUGUUGAAAUAUGGAACCAAGCCGAGAAACAACUUGAAAACAGUUUGAAUGAGUUUGGUGAGAAGUGGGAACUGAAUCUUGGCGAUGGAGCUUUCUAUGGUCCAAAGAUUGACAUACAGAUAAAAGAUGCCAUCGGCCGCUACCACCAGUGUGCAACCAUCCAGCUGGAUUUCCAGUUGCCCAUCAGAUUUAAUCUUACUUACGUAAGCCAUGAUGGCGAUGACAAGAAAAGACCCGUGAUUGUUCACCGAGCCAUCCUGGGGUCUGUGGAAAGAAUGAUUGCCAUCCUUACCGAAAACUACGGGGGCAAAUGGCCUUUCUGGCUCUCUCCUCGCCAGGUGAUGGUAGUUGCAGUGGGACCAACAUGUGAUGAAUAUGCCCAAAAGGUACGGCAACAAUUCCAUGAUGCUAAAUUCAUGGUGGAUAUUGACCUGGAUCCAGGCUGCACCUUGAAUAAGAAGAUCAGAAAUGCACAGUUAGCACAGUAUAACUUCAUCCUGGUUGUUGGUGAAAAAGAGAAAGCCAGUGGUACUGUGAACAUCCGCACCAGAGACAACAAGGUCCACGGGGAGCGAACCGUCGAGGAAACCGUGGAGCGGUUGCGGCAGCUCAAGCAGACCCGGAGCAAGCAGGCAGAGGAGGAGUUUUGACGGGAGCAUGGCCAGCACUGGCUCGGCCUGGAGGAAGACCGGUGCUCCUUCACAUGGCCUUGUCUGCUGGGAAACGUGGGUUUAUGAUGAACGUGGAGUAGUUCUGCAGUCUGCAUGAAUCAGUUUUUGAUCUGGACAAGCCUUAGAGAAUGUGUUAGAUGGGGGUUAAUAAAAGAACCAUUAAAAUUAUUUUAUUCACUAAAUGUCUCAGCAAUGGAAAAACGGGAUGUUUAAAUGUAUCAGGGUUAUUUUAUAUGAAUUCAAUCAAUUAAAAAAUAAAAAUUUUAAAAAAGUGCUUAAAGAAAAACCAGGACUGAAUCAUGGUGUUAAAAAUUAAAAUUUACAGAUGUCAAGACCUCUGUCCUUGUGUUUCUGUAGUGUUUCUGUAGAAGCACCUGGCUCAGAUUGUGUGCCUCGGUGUCCAGCAGGAAGGGUGGAAAUGGAUGUGCAGGUGUGUGGGAGGGCAGGUCAUGGCAUGAGCUGAUUCCCAACUGGGAUGGAGCCUGCUGCUGGCUUGUUAGUGGUAAGGUAAACAUUUCUUUUUGAGAUGACACUUUUAUUUCUUUUUGGGUAGAGAGCUUUGAAAUAACACAACAAUGCACGAACUCUUAAGGAUGUGUCUUCAAAGAUAGAGCUGUGUAUGGAAGACUGUUUUUUGUUAAGUGGGUUUUCUACUAUGAUGAAUACUUUUCAGAUUUUUCUAUCAGCAAACCGUUUAUGGAGAAUGACAUAAGAAAGGAAUUUCUUAUGUGGUUAUAUAUUAUUUCCCUUUUAUAGUCAUUUUCAGAAAUCAACAUCUUGUCAAGUCUAUAGUAACCCAACAAUUUUGUUGGCAAUGAUUACAUCAAAGAGAAGCUAUUGUACAUAGAUUAAUCCUCUAAUAAAGGAAGUGAUGUUU